This is a messenger RNA of Tetrapisispora phaffii CBS 4417, 1149 nucleotides long. It is a transcript of the gene CTR1, whose product is annotated as high-affinity Cu transporter CTR1. NCBI's taxonomy places the organism in Eukaryota, Fungi, Ascomycota, Saccharomycetes, Saccharomycetales, Saccharomycetaceae. Gene Ontology annotation, cellular component: plasma membrane. Gene Ontology annotation, molecular function: copper ion transmembrane transporter activity. The record is from RefSeq and is a predicted model, not a curated record. The transcript has a single exon. Bases 1 to 1149 code for a protein of 382 amino acids. Gene Ontology annotation, biological process: intracellular copper ion homeostasis; copper ion transmembrane transport.
AUGGAUAUGACAAUGGCUUCUGAGGCGAUGUCCUCCUCAAUAUCUUCGUCGAUGUCCUCAUCGAUGGCAAUGGCUAUGAGCUCUGCUAUGGACGAAAUCAACGCUUCAAUGAGUAGUAUGAUGGCUAUGACCAUGUCUGGCAUGAGCUCCUCGAUGGGUGCCAUGGGAUCUACUGCGACUGCUUCUGCUGCAACUUCCAGUUCCACCUCUGGAAUGGCUAUGUCUGGAAUGGAUAUGGGUAUGGAUAUGGAUAUGGAAAUGAACUCGUACUUGACAAUCAAUUACAAUAAGUACCCUGUUUUGUUCAAAAACCUGUAUGCAGACACGAAUGCAAAGGCGUUUGGUAUCUUUGUCCUGAUCAUGGUUGCCUGUUUCUUUUAUAAGUUUCUUCUGUUCACUUCAUGGUGUUUGGAAGUGCAUUGGUUCAAAACUUGGAAUAAGAACGACAAAAAGAACGAUGUCAAUGCAUUGAGGUAUCCGCAACAGUCCGCAGCACAGGAUGGAUACUUAUCGGAUUCUACCCUGUACACCCCAGAUAUUCCACGGUUGCCUAACAUCUUAGCAGAGAUUUUCAUGCCAAAUGUAUUCGAAUAUGGUCACGACAUCCUUAGACUUGUUUUGACUUUCUGUUCCACCUUGCUCAUCUAUAUGCUAAUGUUAAUUUGUAUGACUUUCGUAUUAACUUACUUGUUCGGAGUCGUCUUGGGGUUGACUCUAGCAGAGAUCUUCUUUAACAGAUGUAAACUAUGUUUGUUGAAGAGAUGGGAAAUUAAGAAAGAGAUAGACAGGAUCAACAAAUGUCCAGGCUCAACAAAUUGUGAAUGUGGAAGGCAUAAAAACACAGCCCCUGGAACUAAAGCGUGUAAGGCAAAUGCUCCAAUCCAACCUUUUGGUAGUAAUUCUUCGAACAUGUCGAGCCAAUUCAGUUUAGAUAAUGAUAAAGAUUUAAAUUUUGAAGGAAAACAAGACGGAUGCUGUUGUACCGUCGAACAGGGCUCACUAAAAGAUGAGACUAAUGAAGACAGAUGUGAAUGCGGAGAUGCUCGAGAUAGUAUCAGCAAUGAACUAAUGGGAAACGUCAUUCCACAACAAGACCAGUCUGAUAUGAUGAACUCUACGUUAUUGCCUCCUGAAAAAGUUCUAAAAUAG